AAAAGAGUUCUUGGUAUUAAAACAAGAGAGAACAAUUGAGGAAGAGGAGUUAAGAAAGAAGUCUUUUUCUUUACACCACUUUAAGACAUUUUAGCAGAUGGAGAAAAUAAUUGUCUUUUUCAUCUGUUUCCUAGCAGCUGCUGGCAAAGCUGAACAAGCAGAAAUUAUACUGAAGUACGACCAGCCCUCUCUGCGGAUUCCUGUCUCGCACACAGCCACUGUACGAUGCUGUUACAGCUGUAAACAGUGUAAACCAGGCAUGAAAUGGUUCCUGACUGUUUCUACCAACAAAACUUUUAUCAAUGAUACCAAACGAAUGACGCAGACAGGGGAUGAAAAAAAUAAUGAAAUGUGUAAUAAUCUGAAGCUGGAAAAUGUCACUUUAAAUGAUACAGGUCUAUAUCAGUGUUCUCUAACACAGGCAGGUCACAUUGUCUUUACGCCUGGCACCUUCCUUCAUGUAUAUGAGCCCAUGCGGAAGACCCUGAACAUCAGUGAGAGCGCUAAGAACAGCAUCAUAACUGCUGAAGGUGUACUCCUGCUGAUCUGUGUGGUGCUUCCUGGCACCUUACUUCUCUGCAAGUCAAAAGGCAUAAACGAGCUGAACAAAAUAAAAGGCAAGGAAGAAGAAAAUAUUUAUGAGGGUCUCAACCUGGAUGAGUGCAACUCCACCUAUCAUCAGAUCCAGUGCUCUCAGCAAGGACCAUAUCAGGAUGUGAUGAACAGUGGAGAGGACAUUCAGCUGGAGAAGCCAUGAAUGACUGGUGGUGAUGAGUCAAAAAAAAGAUGUACAUUAAAAUGGUUACUUUUUAUAUAAUAAAAUUCUGAACAUGUAUACCAACAAUUGCUAAGAAUAAAGAUGGUAAUGAUAAUUAAUGUCUAAUCAUAAAUGAAUGUAGAAAAACAUCUGAGAGAGAUAAUGUUUAAGUAGUUUUGUAUGAUUAAAUAUGAUUUUAUUGUUGUACAAUAUCCCCAUUUGCAAAAAAAAUGUGAACAUAAGAAGAAUUGCAUGUCUUGGACCUUGUGGGAGGAAACUGAAGCACCCGGAGGAAACCCAGACGGACACAGGGAGAAUGUGCAAACUCUACACUGAAUGGACCCUGGCCUUCUGGCAGGAAAAUCAAACCUAGACCCUUAUUGCUGUAAGGCGACAGCACUAGCCACUGUGCCACCAUACUGCCCAGUAGGAAGACAAUGUGAUUUGUUAAUUCACUCAAACUUUCAUAUACUUAAUAAAAGUUUUAAAAAUA
Trichomycterus rosablanca is the source of this 1250-nucleotide messenger RNA. It is a transcript of the gene cd79a, whose product is annotated as CD79a molecule, immunoglobulin-associated alpha. The transcript is spliced from 5 exons. Gene Ontology annotation, biological process: B cell differentiation; B cell receptor signaling pathway. Gene Ontology annotation, cellular component: B cell receptor complex; external side of plasma membrane. The record is from RefSeq and is a predicted model, not a curated record. The coding region runs from base 98 to 757 and encodes 219 amino acids. NCBI's taxonomy places the organism in Eukaryota, Metazoa, Chordata, Actinopteri, Siluriformes, Trichomycteridae.